CGUCCAAUAUUUAAUGGCCAUCUUGAGUUGGAAUUGUCAGGGCUUGGGCCGUGCACAAGACCUGGUGAUUCCGAAACUACGGGAGAUGAGACGAGAACAUUUCCCAGAUAUCUUAUUUCUUAUGGAGACGAAGCAAGGUAGAGAUGAGUUGGUGGAUCUUCAGGAGUGGUUAGGGUGUGAUAGGAUUAUGACUGUGAAUCCGGUUGGAUACAGUGGAGGAUUGGCUUUACUUUGGAAGAAGUCUGUAAACAUUUCUUUUAAGUAUGUUGAUAAGCACUUGGUGGACUUCGGUGUACAGAUGGGUAAUGACUCCUUUUUUGUAUCUUGUAUAUACGGAGAACCUGUUAAGAAGAACAUACCAAGGUUGUGGGAAAGAUUGUCGCGUAUUGGGGUUCACCGCAAGAAGGCAUGGUGUAUGAUUGGGGACUUCAAUGAUAUCAGAAACAAUGAUGAAAAGAUUGGGGGUCCAAGGCGCAGUGACAAGUCAUUCCAACCUUUCAAUGACAUGCUUUUGGUAUGUGAGAUGGCUGAGUUACAAGCGUCUGGGAAUAAUCUUACGUGGGGAGGGUUGAGAUGCUUAAAAUGGAUUCAGAGCAGAUUGGAUAGAUGUUUUGGAAACAAGCAAUGGGCCAGACUCUUUCCAGUGUCGAAUCAAAGCUUCCUAGAUAUGAGAGGGUCGGAUCACAGACCGGUCUUGGUUAAGCUGGUUGCGUCUACUGAGACGUACAUAGGGAACUUCAAGUUCGACGGUAGAUUCUUGAACAAACCGGGGGUUAGAGAGGAGAUCAAGAAGGCCUGGUUGACAAACCAUCAAUUCUUUGGGUCUACUGUUUCGGACAAACUCAAAAGCUGUCGGAAGUCUUUGAGUAGAUGGAAAAAGAAAUUCAACCUCAACUCUAGGGACAAGCUAAUGCAGAUCCAGAUAGCAUUAGAAGCAGAGCAAUCAUCGAGCUUCCCGUCGGUAGUGAGGGUGAAGUAUCUUAAAACCGAGUUGAUCAAAGCCUACGAAGAGGAGGAGAAAUAUUGGAGACAGCGGAGCAAAGAUAAAUGGGCGACCAAAGGGGAUCUCAACACGAGGUAUUAUCAUGCUUCUGUCAAAACUAACAGGAACAGGAAGAGAAUAGACAAGUUGAUGGAUGAGAAAGGGCAGUUACAGUUUUCUGAGGCAGCUAAGGCUCAGGUGGCAACGGAUUUCUUCAACAAGUUGUUCAAAGCAGGGAGUGAUGGAAACUAUGAGCAGUUGUUUGAGGGCUUUACUGCUAAAGUCUCUGAUACAAUGAAUGAGCUUCUGAUCAGAGAAGUAACCAAUGAGGAAGUCAGAGAUGUGGUGUUCUCCAUCAACCCAACAAGCGCACCAGGUCCAGACGGAAUGUCUGGUCUCUUCUUUCAGAAAUAUUGGGGAACGGUGGGGUCUCAAGUGAUAGAAGAAGUGAAGAAUUUUUUCAUUCAAGGGGUCUUUCCAAAGGAAUGGAACUAUACUCACUUGUGCCUUCUCCCUAAGAUCACUGAUCCAGUUCUAACGUCGGAUCUUCGACCUAUUAGCUUGUGCUCGGUGCUAUACAAGAUCAUCUCAAAGAUAAUGACUAGCAGGCUCAAACCGUUGUUGGCUGAUUUGGUAUCUCCCACACAAUCUGCCUUUGUUGAAGAAAGACUCAUCACAUACAACAUUCUCAGUGCCCAUGAGAUGGUGCACGCUCUGAGAACGAAUGAUAAGAUAUCUAAAGAUUUCAGGGCAAUCAAAUCUGAUAUGUCAAAGGCCUACGAUCGAGUAGAGUGGGGUUAUCUGAAGGCAUUGCUUCGAGCACUGGGAUUCGAGGAGGUCUGGAUAGAGAGAGUUAUGUUCUGUGUUUCUACGGUAACUUUCUCAACGCUGAUCAAUAAUCAAGCUUUUGGAUGCAUACAACAGGGAAGAGGGCUGAGGCAGGAGAUCCGUUGUCUCCAUUUCUAUUCAUUUUGCGUACUGAAGGGCUGAUUCACAUGCUGAAUAUGGCGGUAAGAAAUGGCAAGAUCCAAGGUAUAUGCUUUGAAGAAGAAGGUCUGAUGCUGCACCAUAUGCUCUUUGCCGAUGACAGCUUGCUAAUUUGUAGAGCAGAGGAGAACCAAGCAACAUAGCUGAUGAGGAUACUAUUGGUAUAUGAGAAGGCGACUGGCCAACAGGUGAGCAUUGCUAAAUCGGCAAUAACUUUUGGCGCCAAGGUACCCGAAGAAGUGAAAACAAUGAUCAACGGAGUUACCGGUAUUCAAAAGGAAGGGGGAUCAGGAACCUAUUUAGGACUCCCGAAAUGCUUUAGCGGAUCUAAGACGGAAAUGCUUGCAUAUAUUUAUGACAAGCUUAAGGACCGGUUGUCAGGGUGGUUUGUUAAGCAGUUAUCUCUGGGAGGGAAAGAGAUCUUAAUUAAGGCUGUGGCCAUGGCUAUGCUUAUCUAUGCCAUGUCAUGCUUUAAACUAACGAAGACAUCCUGCGAAAACCUGACAAAGGCAAUGGCGGAUUUUGGGUGGAAUUCUUUAGAACACAAGAGGAAGAUGCAUUGGCUAAGUUAGUUGAAUCUAUCAUUGGCAAAAGAGCAAAGAGGUUUAGGCUUCAAGGAUCUACAGAGUUUUAAUCAAGCAUUGCUAGCCAAACAGGCUUGGCGCAUACUCAAUGAUCCAGGGUCUCUGUUUGCUAGAGUAUUCAAGAGCCGGUAUUUUCCUCACAAGGAGUUUUUAUCUGCGACAAACGGCCCCAGACCUUCGUAUGCAUGGCGCAGCAUAAAAUUUGGUAAGGAGCUGCUCACAAUGGGGAUCAAAAAGAAGAUUAGAAACGGCAAAACGGUUUCGGUUUGGGUCGAUGCAUGGAUUGAAGGGGAGGUGAUUAGGAGACCUCUAAUGAAAAACAUCUUUCUUGAUCUCCUUCUCUGCGUAGAUAAGCUGAUUGACAAGGAAAAUAGAUGUUGGAAUCUCAAUACUCUACAUGAUCUGUUCUUUGAGGAGGAUGUGAUUAGGAUCUUGGCAAUGAAACCGGUUUAUAAAGAAGAAGACUUCUAGGUAUGGGAGCAUAACAAGCAUGGUGGCUACUCGGUCAAGUCUGGGUAUUGGUUAAAAACCAGAGUGACAAGAAGCGAAGAUAUAAGAGAAGCGGAGGCCCUACCGUCUUUAAAUGAUCUCAAGACUGCAGCGUGGAAACUCAAAACUCCUCCCAAGAUAAAAAUGUUUCUAUGGAGAGCGCUGAGCAAUGCAAUUUCUGUUGGGGAGUUGUUGGUUAAGAGAGGAAUCAAGAUGGAUCCCUGCUGUCAAGCAUGCGGAUUCCAGGGAGAGUCAAUCAAUCACAUACUCUUCACUUGUCCUAUUGCGCGUCAGGUGUGGGCUCUUGCGAACGUCCCUUGUCCUGAAGGAGGUUUUGAUUCAAUCUCUCACUACUCAAACAUUCACUAUCUCUUGUCUCUGGGAUCUAAUAAAACAGUCCCAAGUAUGGUGGUCAAUGCGGUUCCAUGGUUAACUUGGUUCCUAUGGAAGAAUAUAAACAAACUGCUAUUUGAAGGGAAACAAGAGUUUCUAAUGGACCUGGUUGACAAAACUUUUGCGGAAGCUGAGAUGUGGAACCUCGCUCAAGCCAAUAAGCAGCAAGCGGAAGCGGCAUAACGUGGAGAGGUUGCUCUGCAACAAAAAACCUGGAACCCUCCUCCGAGAGGUUUGGUCAAGUGCAACAUUGGGGUAGACUGGAUGAAAAGUACCAGUGUGGGAGGUGGAGCUUGGGUACUAAGAAAUGAGAAGGGUAAGGUUGUGCUCCAUGGUAGAAGAGCCUUUAGCGAGAUCACGAGUCUCCAUGAUGUGAAACUGGAAGUGUUAGUUUGGUCAGUGGAAAGUAUUGUGUCGCAUCACUACGACAGGGUGCUUCGCGAUUGAUGAUGAAGAUCUUACUCAAAUGAUCCUGAGACCAAAAGCCUGCCCGAAUUUCAAAGGUGAGACAAGACUUAUUAUAAGUAGAUUGACAGGAAUAGAAUGGUGGCGACUUGUGAAGAAAGCAAGGGCAAACAACAUAGGACCUCUCCUCAUUGCUAAAGGGGUUACUAAAGGAGGACAGAGGCAGUCAUAUGUUGCAUCAGGACCGCCGAUGUGGCUUCUCAGUUACUUUGAGAAUGAGGAAGUUUCAUUCCCUGUUUAGGGUCUUGACUAUUUUUUGGGGAAGUUUUUGGCUUUGGUAUAGCGACUGACUUGUGGUGCAGUCUUUCUAAUGGGGGUUGUUGUAUCUCCCCUGGGUAGGUUUGUGUUAUGGUUGCAGCAGAUGCAUCUUUUGUAUGGGAACCUUGAAGUAAAAUCAAUAUAAUCUAACAGAUGACAAAAAAAAAUAAAAGGGACGACGUUUCUCCUCCUCGAUUCUCCUCGCCCUAUAAUCGUAAGCUUGUAUCGUGGUGAACAUGGCGGCUGAGGGGUCGAUGCAGAAAGGAGAGGAGGAGUGGCGUGCGGUUCUUUCUCCCGAGCAGUUGAGGAUUCUCCGUCUGAAAGGCACCGAGUAAGCCUUUCUUUCUUUCUUCUCAUUUCAAGUCUGGUUGAAUCGAGUUUCAAACACAUUGGGAUACAAGGAUGUAUAGUAAUGAUUUAAGAUUAUACUCCUGAUGAGUAUAUAUAUAUGUGUUUGAAGAUUGUAUCUCUGUUACUAUACAGCUGCUUGUACCUUUCAGAGGAAGUUUCUGCUGUAGAUUUAGAACCUUUAAAGGAGACUACUCGAUUCAUUUUACUGAUUGUAAUUAAGCAUUGUUUGGAGGUUAUAUAAUGAUACUUUCUUUUAAACUGGAGAUGAAACCUUGUGAUAACAGAUUGUGAUGAUCUAUGAGUCUCUUUUACCUACAAAGUGUACUACGUGAGGUCAACUCUUAGAACUCUGUUGCACUGUCUGCUUAAUUGGCAGCUUGCAUCAAAGGUUAUACAACUUCUUCAAAGAUACCAUCUUUUGCUACUUUAAAAACUUGAGAUGAGAGCUUGUGAUAAUAUAUAAUGAUCUCUGAAUCUCUUUUACCUAUAAUGCAUACGCUGAGAGGUCAAUUUUAGAACUUGCUUGCAUUGUCUGCUUAUGAUCUGUUAUGUCUCUAUGACCAUGAAAAUGUCUGCGUUGUCUUGGAGUUUCUGACUUUCUGGUAUUUGAAUAUCAUAUUGAAUAAGUGAACUCGAGACUACUAGAAAAGUUAAAUGUCCUUUUUCUUUGUUUAUCCAAUUGUGGUUUGUUUUUUUGUUGAUUUUCAGAUACCCAGGAACUGGGGAAUACAUAGAUUUCAACAAAGAAGGGAUCUACGGUUGUGCACGUUGCAAAACGCCUCUUUACAAAUCAACCACAAAGUUUAACGCAGGUUGUGGCUGGCCUGCAUUCUUUGAUGGAAUCCCUGGUGCCAUAACUCGAACCGCAGACCCUGAUGGGAGAAGAAUAGAGAUCAAUUGUGCAGCAUGCGGUGGACACCUUGGUCAUGUUUUCAAAGGGGAAGGU
Brassica napus (rape) is the source of this 5455-nucleotide messenger RNA. RefSeq names its product peptide methionine sulfoxide reductase B3. Gene Ontology annotation, molecular function: peptide-methionine (R)-S-oxide reductase activity. Gene Ontology annotation, biological process: response to oxidative stress; protein repair. Bases 14 to 1972 code for a protein of 652 amino acids. Lineage: Eukaryota; Viridiplantae; Streptophyta; Magnoliopsida; Brassicales; Brassicaceae. The record is from RefSeq and is a predicted model, not a curated record. The transcript is spliced from 2 exons.